Messenger RNA from Lactuca virosa, 1043 nucleotides. NCBI's taxonomy places the organism in Eukaryota, Viridiplantae, Streptophyta, Magnoliopsida, Asterales, Asteraceae. The record is from the annotation of a GenBank genome assembly.
ACAUGCUCUUGAUCUAAACUGCACCUCGACGUAAAUUGACGGACCCAUCACUACGAAUAUUGAAUCACGCGCGAAUCUUCCCUUCUCUCUGUCGCUGCCGGAGCAAGACACGCCACCAUCGCCUCCGUUAAGACGAAGCAAUUGAUCUGUUUAACUAUUCCUCCUAAAAAGUUUAGAUUAUCAAUGACCGAUUGAUUUGUUCCAUCACGUCAAUGGCGAGUCGUUGGAAUUCUAGGGUUUCGAUUAUUUUUCUUUUCUGUUUUCCAGAACUCUUAUUGUCAGCAGUUGUUACACUCGAUUCUCUUGAAAUAUACACAACCCAUGAAUGGCUAACAUCAACACCCACAGUCUACUUUAAAUGUAAUGAGGAGAAGAAGACAGUUCUUCCAGAUGUGAAGAAGGCACACGCAGUGUAUCAUUUUAAAGGUGAAGAAUCUUUCCAGCCUCUCACGAAUUUCACAAGUAAAAAAUGCAAGAGAUGUGGGUUCUAUGAAAAGGAUCGUAUCAAAUUCGAUGAUGUGUUUGAUGAGUGGGAAUUCUGUCCUUCUGAUUUUACAUCCCCUAAUGGUAUAUACAUUCACUCCAAAGACAAGGAAUUCAAUGCCACAUUCUUGUGUGAUGAAUGCGUGAAAAAAGGUGCAGUUGAUAACUUAGAUGGUGAUUCGCAUCAUCAUAAUGAAGGACAUGGGGUGCAAUGGUAUAUAGUGAUUAUAGUUGUGAGUAUUGUGGGUUCAAUUUUAUUGAUGAUGGGAGUAUUUGUGGCAUAUAAGUAUUGGUUGAAGAGGAAAAGACAGCAAGAACAGGCGAGGUUUUUGAAACUGUUUGAAGAAGAAGAUGAUAUAGAAGAUGAUUUAGGUCUUGGUCCUCUUAGUGAUUCAAUCUGAAAAAUGUUUGAUUUACCUUUACGUGUAUAUGAAAGAAAGAAAACAGUUGAGAGCAUUUUUGUACUGAAAGAGUGGUUAUAUGGAUGGUAUUAUGAUGUGGUAAUAGUAGUUUCUAUAUACUGCAAGAGGGAAUGAAUUGAUUUGAACAAAUAGAAAACG